AUGCAUCAUGUCCUACAGAAGAAGAGUAAGGUAUUCUUUAUUGAUGGUCCAGGAGGUACAGGAAAGACACAUCUCUAUAAAGCUUUACUCGCUAAAAUGCGUUCCAUGGGGCUAAUAGCAAUUGCAACUGCAACAUCUGGAAUUGCAGCGUUCAUCAUGCCGGGCGGUAGGACAGAAGAUGAUGUACUCCCCUUCAAGUUUAAAAGAAAGCAAUUUCCAAUUCGACUCAGCUUUGCAAUGACAAUCAACAAAGCUCAAGGUCAAACUAUUCCAAAUGUUGGCACCUAUCUUCCAGAGCCGGUGUUCUCUCAUGGUCAACUCUAUGUUGCUUUAUCAAGAGGGAUGUCAAGACAAACAACAAGAAUACUUGCAAAGCCAAAUAAGGAAAUUGAUCCAUCGGGAAAAAGCACCAAAAAAAUCGUCUACAAAGAUGUCUUGAUGUAA
This is a messenger RNA of Triticum turgidum subsp. durum (durum wheat), 444 nucleotides long. The record is from the annotation of a GenBank genome assembly. NCBI's taxonomy places the organism in Eukaryota, Viridiplantae, Streptophyta, Magnoliopsida, Poales, Poaceae.